UUAAGAUGACUGUGGUGCAGACCACAGUUGCGUCUGCAGAACCUUUCCAGUCCUGAGGAGCAGCAGACGGACAUGGAGAAUCCGUUCCUGUUGACUCUGUCCGCCACCGCUGCCGCCGCCGGCCUCAUCUCCGUCAUAUUCGUGCUCACAUGGGUCCUGCACUUCAAGGAGGGUCUAGCCUGGGAUGGAGGACUGGCCGAGUUCAACUGGCAUCCGGUCUUAAUAGUCACUGGGUUUAUUUUGUUGCAGGGAAUAGCCAUAAUCGUGUACAGACUCCCAUGGACCUGGAACUGCAGCAAACUGAUGAUGAAAUUCAUCCAUGCAGGCUUGAACAUAAUGGCCUUUAUUUGUGCCGUUAUUGCGAUGGUAGCCGUGUUUGACUUCCACAAUGCUGCCAAAAUCCCCAACAUGUACAGUUUGCACAGCUGGCUGGGCCUGACAGCUGUGAUACUGUACUGGCUGCAGAUUAUUCUUGGAGUUGGCAUGUACUUGAUCCCCAUUACACCCAUAUCCUGGAGAGCGGCGUUUAUGCCCCUUCAUGUCUACAGUGGUCUUUUACUCUUUGCUAGUGUAAUUGGCGUGGCACUCAUGGGCAUCACAGAGAAACUCAUUUUUGGCCUAAAAGACCCCAAGUAUAAAGACUCUCCCCCUGAGGCAGUGUUUGUGAAUGUUCUGGGAGUCCUCCUGGUGGUUUUUGGCGCACUGAUUCUCUGGAUUGCCACUCGAACAUCUUGGAAACGACCCAGUGACCAGAUCUUACAUUCUCUGCAUACCGACGGGGGAGGUGAGGACAACACCAAAGUCGGUCCGGCCCUGUCUCAACUAAGUGAUGGAACUGAAACUGAGGCCAGUGUGGAUGUCAGGAGACGGAGCAAUAAAUCAGAUGAUUAACACAGCUGAUUACAAAUGUCAACUGACCCAGAGAUUAUUCUGUCUCUCUGCUGAAUGUAUGUAAACCUACACUGGUCUAAAUGAAGUAAUCUAAUUCUGCUGAAUAUCUACAUUCUUUUUUCUCCACUUAAGUGGUUUAUUUUGCUGGCAUUUAGAGCUAGUGCUACUUUCUCUGAUAUAUGACUACACUGAUAUAUUGGAAAUUACUAUUCAGAUAAUGUAAGAAAAGGCUGUACAAAUACUAUAAAAAGUUUAUAUUCUCUGUUUCACUUAUGUUCUAAUAGCUGAAGCUUUGAAAGAUAAUCAUAACCCAUAUUUUUUAUUAUUAUUUUAUUAUUUUUUAUUUUUAUUUUUUACAAUAAAUGUACUCGCAGACUGUCA
Molecule: messenger RNA, 1272 nt
Organism: Sphaeramia orbicularis (orbiculate cardinalfish)
Lineage: Eukaryota; Metazoa; Chordata; Actinopteri; Kurtiformes; Apogonidae
Gene: cybrd1
Product: cytochrome b reductase 1
Exons: 4
Coding region: 73-891 (272 amino acids)
Cellular component (GO): lysosomal membrane
Molecular function (GO): oxidoreductase activity
Source: RefSeq, a predicted model, not a curated record